Molecule: messenger RNA, 1954 nt
Organism: Armigeres subalbatus
Lineage: Eukaryota; Metazoa; Arthropoda; Insecta; Diptera; Culicidae
Product: vigilin-like
Cellular component (GO): cytoplasm; nucleus
Molecular function (GO): mRNA binding
Source: RefSeq, a predicted model, not a curated record
GGGUUCUCAACCGGUUCCCACAAAGUUGAAAAAGUAUCAAUUCGUGCCCCACUAUGGCAAGGACCAAUCGUUGACCUUCCUGGUGACUGGCAAGCCGAACGAGGUGAUCGAGGCCCGCCGCAAGAUUUUGGUGCACUUCCAAACCCAGGCGAGCAAGUCGAUCAGCAUCCCGCGGGAGCACCACCGCUGGAUCCUCGGCAAGAAGGGCGAUCGACUGCGCGAGCUGGAGAAGAUCACCGCUACCAAGAUUGUCGUGCCGCGCAUCAACGAUGAGUCGGACAUGAUCACCAUCUCCGGUACCAAGGAGGGCAUCGAGAAGGCCGAACAUGAGAUCCGCACCACGUCCGAUGAGCAGUCGCGCAAGGCCUUCGAGCGGGUUAACAUCCCCAAGAUUUACCAUCCGUUUAUUAUGGGAGCCCACAACGAAAAUGUCAGCAAGAUGAUGGAGGAAACCGGAUCGAAGAUCAACAUUCCGCCGCCGUCGGUUCAGAAGGAUGAGAUCAUCAUCACCGGCGAGAAGGAAGGUGUACUCCAAGCAAAGACACGCAUCGAAGCCAUCUGUAAGGAGAUGGAAAAGAAGUGUACCAGUGUAGGCGUUGAGGUUCCUCGGGCCCAGCACAAGUACAUCGUUGGUCCGAAGGGCUCCACCAUUCAGGAAAUCUUGGCGAUGACCGGCGUAUCUGUUGAGAUGCCGGCUAGUGACUCUCCCAACGAUACCAUCACUCUGCGCGGCCCCCAGGACAAGCUCGGAAAUGCUUUGAGCGUUGUGUACCAGAAAGCGAACUCCGUGCGUACAACUACGCUUGAGUGUCCCCAGUGGAUUCACAAGUAUAUUAUUGGACGCGAGGGUGGCCAUAUUAAGGAAUUCACUGCUCAGUAUCCCAACGUACAUGUGGAGUUCAACGAAGACAGGAUCAAGAUCGAAGGCCCGCCGGAUCAGGUGGAAGCUUCUUCGGAAGCGCUGGAGAAAAUGGUCAAGGAUUACACUGGGCGUUUAACCUUUACCGAAAUGGUGGUUGAUCCGAUCUACUGCAAGCACAUCAUCGGUAAGAACGGAGCCAACAUCAACCGUAUGAAGGAGGAAUACGAGGUCUUGAUCAACAUUGACGAGAAGGACUUGAAACCGAUCCGCAUCGAAGGACCGGCCGUCGGUGUUGAAAAGGCUAAGCAGGAGCUGCUUGAAAAGAUAGCGAAACUGGAAAAUGAAAAGGAAGAGUCGAUCGUUAUCGAUCAUCGUCUAUUCAAGACGAUCAUCGGUGCGAAAGGCGAAACGAUUCGGGAAAUCCGUGACAAGCAUAACCAGGUGCAGAUUAUUCCCGGAGCAACCGACAAGUCGGAUAUUGUUAAGAUCCGUUGCCCACGUGAAUAUGUUGACAGGUGCCACAAGUAUCUGACCAAGUACGUUAAGGAACUGCAGAAGAACUCCUUCGUGAUGGGUCCUAUCUUCAAGCAAUUCCAUAAGUACAUCAUUGGCAAGGGUGGAGCCAACAUCAAGAAGAUUCGUGAUGAAACCCAAACGAAAAUCGAUCUUCCAGCAGAGGGUGACAAGAACGAAGUAUUUGUCAUCACUGGCAAGAAGGAAAACGUUAAGGAAGCUCGCGAUCGUAUUCAGAAGAUUCAGGACGAACUAGCGAACAUCAUCACCGAGGAGAUCCAGAUCCCACCCAAGUACUAUAAUUCGUUGAUCGGAUCCGGUGGCAAACUGAUUUCUUCCAUCAUGGAGGAAUGCGGUGGAGUUUCAAUCAAGUUCCCCAGUCCGGAAUCCAAGAGCGAUAAGGUGGCCAUCCGUGGUCCUAAGGAGGAUGUAGAACGGGCUAAACUUCAACUGGUCGAGCUGACCAACGAGAAGGAACUCUCUUCCUACACUGCCGAGGUUCGUGCCAAACCGCAGCACCACAAGUUCCUCAUUGGCAAGAACGGCGCUUCCAUCAACGAGAAAGGUAUGAACAUGUAA